This is a messenger RNA of Sciurus carolinensis (gray squirrel), 3719 nucleotides long. RefSeq names its product zinc finger matrin-type 1 (gene Zmat1). Bases 844 to 2256 code for a protein of 470 amino acids. The transcript is spliced from 3 exons. The record is from RefSeq and is a predicted model, not a curated record. Gene Ontology annotation, molecular function: zinc ion binding; nucleic acid binding. Lineage: Eukaryota; Metazoa; Chordata; Mammalia; Rodentia; Sciuridae.
GACUGACUUUGAACUUGUAGCCUCCUGCCUCACCCUCCUGAACUGCUGGGAUUACAGGUGUGACCACCAUUUCUGGCUAUUUAUGCUUUUAAAUAAUGUUGAUUUAAGUAAAUGUAGAAAUAGAAAUGGUAUGGAUUCUGAAGGUAGGAAAUGUUUACAGAAAUGACAAGCUUCCUGUUAGUAAGGUAUUUUUCCUUUUGCUGAACUGAGAGUAUCUGAAAUAAGUGGUUUAUAGUUUAGUGGCAUAGAGUAAAUUUUAACUGAGUCAGUUAGGAGUAGUGUUUGCACUUUUGUCACUACUAAAGGGGAAAUCAUUUUAGCACUCUGAAGUUUCAAGGUUAAUAUAAUGAGGGCUAAAGAAUUUUGGUGAAGUUUUCAUAUGAUGAGGAGGGAGAGGGAUGAUCAUCAAUUCAAUUUAGUCCAGUCAUUGAAAUCAUUUUACACUAGUUUCUGAAGCAAGAACUCAAAGAACAGAUUUGUCCUGUCUUGACUAUUGCCGGCAGAGCAGGAAACAUUUGAGUAUUUAAAAAUUGCUGGAGAAUUUAAAUUAGCUAAUGAGGAUUUCAAAGAACCGUGACAGCAGAAGCCCAUAUUAAAAGUAAUCAAGUGGUAAGAAGAAAACAAUUUGACUUAUGCCACCUUAACUCUUUCACUAUCAAUUUUCUCCUUUCUGUUUCCACCUUCCUUUCCAUCUGCUGUUGCUUAUAUGUGUUUCUUCCAUAUCUAAUCUUUUUUCUUAUUUUUUCUUCAUCAUUCUCACUGCUUUCUUUAUGUCCUUCAUCCAGCCCAGACCUUAUUAGCACAGGAAUGGCUACCAUAACGAUAUGGAACUAAACAUUUAGUAUGAGAACCUACAUUUGCCAUAUUUGUAGUAUCACCUUUACAUCUUUAGAUAUGUUCCGGUCCCACAUGCAAGGGAGUGAACAUCAAAUUAAAGAAUCCCUUGUUAUCAAUCUAGUAAAGAAUUCAAAGACUCAAGAUUCUUACCAAGAUGAAUGUGCAGAUUAUAUAAAAAUGCAGAAAACCAGAGAACUAGAGUAUAGGACUUGUUUCAAAAAGAUGGAAGAGAAUUAUUUGGAAACCCUUGGGUACAGAGAAAUGGUUGAUUCCAGACCCAGACCUAAAAUGUAUGAACCAAGACUCCCCUUUGAGACUUUCCAGACAUACCCAGGACCAUACAGUAAUUCACAAACAGUGGAAAACCAGUUACCCCAUUGCUUACCAGCUCAUUCAAAGAAGACAUAUGACUCUUUCAAAGAUGAACUUGAAGAUUACAUCAAAGUGCAGAAAGCCAGAGGACUAGAUCCAAAGACUUGUUUCAGAAAGAUGAGAGAAAACUCUGUGAACCGUGGGUACAGAGAAAUGGUUGAUUCUAGACCCAGACAGAGAACGUGUGAGCCAAGAUUUUCUUUUGAGACUUCCCAGACCUACCACCAAUCAUACAGUAGUUCACCAGUGGAAGACCAGUUACCUCAAUGGUUUCCAGCUCAUUCAAAGAAAACAUAUGACUCUUUCCAAGAUGAACUUGAUGAUUAUAUCAAAGUGCAGAAAGCCAGAGGAUUAGAGCCAAAGACUUGUUUCAGAAAGAUAGUUGAUAGCCCUGUGGAAACUCACAGGCAUAGAGAAAUGGUUGAUAGCAGAACCAGACAUAGAAUGUUUGAGCAAAGACUCCCGUUUGAGACUUUUCACACCUACACAGGACCAUACAGUAGUUCACAAACAGUAGAAAAUCAGUUACCUCUUUGCUUACCAGCUCAUGACAGCAAACAGAGACUAGACUCUGUGAGGUACUGUCAACUUCCCAGAGACUACUUCCCAGAAAAACCAGUACCUCUGAGCCUUAGUCAACAAGAAAAUAAUUCUGGCCCAUACAGUGUAGAAUGUGAAAUUUAUAAGCACCUCUCCUCAGAAAACAACACCAGUGACCAUCAAGAAGUUCAUAAACGGCGACACCAGAAGAGAAGACGACACCUGGAAGAAGGUGAAGAAAGACAAGAGAAGGAGCAGUCCAAGCAUAAAAGGAAAAAGAGCUAUGAGGAUUUGGAUUUAGGCGAAGACAAGAGCAUCCAACAAAGUAAAAGAGAGGAGGAUAAAGUCAAGGUUAGUUCAGGAAAACUUAAGCAUCGGAAAAAGAAAAAAAGUCGUGAUGUAUCCUUGGAGAAAGAAGAACGUAAACACAGGAAAGAGAAAAGAAAAUUUGUUGAAGAAAGGACAGAAGAGGAAAUGCUUUGGGAUGAGUCAAUUCUUGGAUUUUAAACUUUUAGUUUGCCAAAGGAUGAUUUGAAUAAAGACAAGAGAAUCCAGUGAAGAAAAGGAGAGUUUGAUAUGGUCAUUGUUGGUGCAGGAAGCUUAGUUGUUUUGUGUGUAAAAACUAAAAAUGAACUGAAAGAAGAAGCACACUAAAAGCCUAUGUCCAGUCUUUCAGAAAGAAGAACAGAAGAGAAAAUCAAACCUAUGGAAGAAAACAGAAGAGUCAGUAUUUUGGAAUGAAUCUGCUCUUAGAUUUUAAAGAAGAAAUCCAUUAAGAAGAUGAAAUUAGACAAACACAAGAGCAUCAGAUGAAAAGGAAAGGUAGAUACAGCCAGUUAAGGGAAACUGGUUUCUUUCUUUUCUUUUCUUUUCUUUUCUUUUCUUUUCUUUCUUCUUUCUUUCUUUCUUUCUUUCUUUCUUUCUUUCUUUCUUUCUUUCUUUCUUUCUUUUCUUUCUUUCUUUCUUUCUUUCUUUCUUUCUUUCUUUCUUUCUCUUUCCUUCUUUCCUUCCUUUCUUCCUUUUUCUAAAACUUGAAAUUUAAUUGAAAAAGGAACCAAAAAAACUAAACCUAACCUCUGAGAAACAAGAACAUAAGAACACAAGAAGAACAUAAGAGAAAAGGAAACCUAUUAAAUAAGAAGAGUUAUGAGUCUGCUCUUAAAUUUCAAAUUUUCUGAUUUUGUUCCCUUAAGAUUGAAGAAAUGGUUGAAAAGUUUAGUUUUAUUAAAUAAUUAUUUGAUUUUUCACAUGGACAGUUAAUGUAAUCUCUGUAAAAGUGAAAGUAUUCAGUAUACCUUUUCUUCAUAUUACUUUCCCUCAAUUUUCUAAAAAAAGAAGAAAAAAGAAAGAAAAGAAAGAAAGCUUUUUACAUGUAUCUUACAUCUAAUGUAAUUUCCCUGAAUGAGGUUGUCUCUACUUUGUCCAUCAGAUUGCUGUGACAGUGAAUUUUUUACCAAUGAGAGAUAAUUUAUUUUUUAAUGAGAGAAUUAUCAAGAGUUGCAGUGUACAGCCAUACCACCCUGAACUCACGUGAUCCUAGUUGUUCUUGGAAACUAAGCACGGUCAGGCCUGUGGGAGAAAAGGCAUUGCAGAAUCCAUUCCUUUUUGGGUUUGUGUUAGUGUUGGUGGUAUUUUAUUAUUGGUGUGCUUGUUCAUGUUUCUUAGUUUUCUUAAAAGAAAAUGUAUGAAACAAUUUACACUGAUUUUUUCUUUGUUAAAUCUAAUUUGCAGUGUAUUUUUGUAUUUUCUAGUUCUGAAAGUGAAAAAUUAAAUAGUCUAUAACAAACUUAGAUGACAUAUACUUUUUAAAAAGUUCUCAAAAAGUGCUGAUACAAAAUCACUCUAUAUUCUGGAAGUGUUUAUAUUAAAGUGUUCUAAUUUCUACACAUUGUUUUAUUUAAAUGAUCAUUUUCCAUCCAUAGAUGAUUGAUCUCAGAGGGAAGGGGCAAUAAUUAAAAAGUUUGUACUUA